Salpingoeca rosetta is the source of this 1528-nucleotide messenger RNA. RefSeq lists its product as uncharacterized. The record is from RefSeq and is a predicted model, not a curated record. Gene Ontology annotation, molecular function: zinc ion binding. The transcript has 9 exons. The coding region runs from base 234 to 1418 and encodes 394 amino acids. NCBI's taxonomy places the organism in Eukaryota, Choanoflagellata, Craspedida, Salpingoecidae. Gene Ontology annotation, cellular component: transcription factor TFIIH holo complex; transcription factor TFIIH core complex. Gene Ontology annotation, biological process: DNA-templated transcription; regulation of transcription by RNA polymerase II; nucleotide-excision repair.
CAGCAGCACAACAACAGCUCAGCAGCAAUUCAAUUGUGGCUUCGUUGGUGCUCGGUGGACACGGAGACGGACAAAGACAACCCGCUGGCUUGGGUGUGGUGGCAGUUCGGUGUACUUGCUUGCUUGGUGGCUUGGUUGGUCGGUGGCUUGGUUGGUUGGUUGGUCGGUGGCUGCCUUGAGUCUUCCCCUUCUCCUCCUUCUUCUUCGCUCUCUGCUCACGGCCUGGAGGCGGGAUGGCUGACCGGAUUGAGGCUGGUGUGGAGUAUGUGUGGGAUGAGGUGCGGGAGGGCGAGGACGGCACGCUAUGCAUCGAUGAGAUCACGGCACAGACACACACGCGCGUCCGCAAGCGACAUGCGCUCGCCCCACAACUUGGACCAUGCAAACGUGGCAUGAUCCGACACGUGUACUUGGUGGUGGAUCUGUCACAAGACAUGGAUGAUGACGACCUGAAACCAAACAGGCUGACGUGCACGGUGCACAACUUGAUCGACUUUGUGCACUCCUUCUUCCACGAGAAUCCCAUUAGCGAUAUGGGCGUCAUCGUCAUGCGUGAGGGUGUCGCUCGUGUCAUCUGCGAACUCAACGGCAAUAAGGACGUUCUGGUUGAGCACCUCUCAGCGCUGCUGCACCCGAAGACGCCCCUCUUCCCCGCAGGCGAAGCCUCGCUGCAGAACGCCCUUGCCGUUGCCAGACGCUCCCUCAGGUCCAUCCCAAGUCACGCCACACGCGAGGUCGUCAUCGUGCAGGCCACGCUCGCAUCCUGCGAUCCAGGCAACAUCCUCGACACCAUCAAGUCUCUGCGUUCGGAUAAGGUGACGGUGAAUGUCGUUGGGCUAGCUGCCGCCGUUCGCAUCUGCGAAACCGUCUGCAAGGAAACAGGAGGCAUCCAUGCUGUAGCGCUGGACGAGGAUCAUCUUGGCGAACUGCUGCUCGCGCUGACAACACCGCCCGCCGCCCCUGCCGACGCCGACGCAACGCAGAUGCGGCUUGGGUUUGCCGCGUACGAGGGCAGGCGGCCCACAGUCAGGCGCCAGAAGGACGGACAGCUUGGCAUCACCACUGGCGGUUAUGUGUGUCCGCAGUGCCGGGCGAAAGUGUCCGAUAUUCCUCAGCGCUGCACCACGUGCGGCCUCAUGCUCGUGUCGUCGCCGCACCUCGCCAAGACCUUCCAUCACAUGUUCCCGCUCCCGGUGUUUAAGGAGGUCACACUCGCAGCAGCAGAGUGGUGUGCGGGCUGCACGCAACCCUUGCCCACGACGCUCCCUGCGUACGAGUGCCCAUCCUGCGGCGCGCGCGUGUGUCUCGAUUGUGAUGUGUAUGUGCACCGCGAGCUGCACAACUGCCCGGGCUGCCCCGUCACCGCAGACUCGUGGACGCAACAUAACACCGACCAGCAACGCCAACAACACACCUGAACGUUCAUCAUAGUUUCCUCUGUGUGUGUGUGUGUUGCUGGCUCGUACUUGCAUUCAACUCUUCAAUUUGAUUCGAUUAGGACAGGACAAUAAAACAACAUUCAAAGCGG